This is a messenger RNA of Epinephelus moara (kelp grouper), 1089 nucleotides long. RefSeq lists its product as uncharacterized. Lineage: Eukaryota; Metazoa; Chordata; Actinopteri; Perciformes; Serranidae. The transcript has 10 exons. Bases 175 to 825 code for a protein of 216 amino acids. The record is from RefSeq and is a predicted model, not a curated record.
GUGUGCGCGCUCCAGUGGUGAGCAGAGGGGGAGGUUGAGUUUCCGGAGCAGCAUAGUUUCACUUUGACUCUUACAGCAGUGUCGCAGUCUUGUUUACCAACAGAGAGACUCCCAAAAGCAUAAAGAAGGCAGUCAUAGAGCUCAUAACCACACUCUGCAGGGCUCAGUGUGAACAUGGGGGCCAACUGGUCAGAGUCAAGAGUCCGUCUGAAAAAGUUCCUGUCCUCUGGCAUCACCAGCUGUGUGUCUGUCAGGAGGAAUGAUUCACAAGGCUGCACUGCAGAUGUUAAAGACACACCCCCCUCUCCUAAAGAGAAGCUGGACGAUCUUAUUGGUCCAGACAUCGGCUCUGUGGGAGAUCAUGACGACCUGAUGACUGAAAGAAGCAGACUGUCCAUAGAGUCCUUUGACUCUGGUGUGUCCUUCAAGAGUGAUCGGUCAAAAGAUGGACUGAUUCAUUUCAAAGAAGGAGUCUCUCCCAGCAGGUUAGAUCUGUCUUCCUUUGAGAAGAAGCACAAUGUGGCAGAUGAUGGUUUCUCUGAGUCUCCAGACGACCUGAUGGCUCGGAGAAGAACACUGUCUGAACCUGCCAAGAGUGGUUUCCACAUUCCUUUAAGACAACAAUCCCCUCUCAUCAUGGCUACGGGAAGCAUCGAGUCCUUUGACUCUGGUGUGUCCUUGAAGAGUGAUUGGUCAAAAGCUGAACCGAUUGAUUUCAAAGACAGAGUCUCUCCCAGUGAGCUGGACUUUUCAUCUUCAGAAAGAAGCACGUUGUGGCACAUGAUGAAGAUUUGGUCGAGUCUUCAGACGACCUGGAGGAGAUGAACCAGGAGCUGUCGUCUGAAGUGGGAUGGAAACAUGGUUGAGGCACCCGUCAGCAGCUGCACCUGAUGGUCUCUUCAUAUAAUCAUGCCUGCUGAUACUUCCUGUAUAGUUUCAUCAUAAACUACACAGAGUCUGUUGUAUAUUAACACUGGACUGUUUUAGUGAUUGAAGUCUGUAGCAACACAGAGACUUUAGAUUUAACGUGUACAGAUGUGAAGCCCUGACUGUAUCUGACUGAUCUGUAAUUAAAGCUGUUGUCUUGUA